AUGUCGCUCGCAGCACUCGUUUCCCCCCUUCCUUCUUCAACCUCUUCCUUUUCUUCUCCCCGUUUCAAAAAAUCAUAUUCUCUCUUACCACCCAAUGCAACCUCACAGCAAAUCUCCCUGGACUCCUCCACAUCCAGAGACAACCCAUCUUCUCCCCAACCAUUCAACAAAACCGGCGCCAUCGUCGUCGGCGCCGGCUUGGCCGGCUUAGCCGCCGCCAUCCGUCUCCAAACCGAGAACAUCCCUUUCGUCCUCCUCGAGGCCUCCGACGCCGUCGGCGGCCGCGUCCGCACGGACUUUGUCGACGGCUUCACCCUCGACCGCGGCUUCCAGAUCUUCAUCACGGCCUACCCCGAGGCCCAGAAGCUUCUCGACUACACCGCGCUCGACCUCCAGAGGUUCUACUCCGGCGCCAGAGUUUUCUACGGCGGCGGUUUCCACACCGUGGCGGAUCCCCUGCGUCACUUCCCCGAUGCUCUCCAGUCCCUAACAAACCCCAUCGGCACCGUCGCCGACAAGCUCCUGAUUGGGCUGACCCGAAUUAAGCUCCUGACCCGGUCAGACCACGAGAUCCUGACUUGUCCCGACGAGGUCACAACGAUUGAGCUCCUGAGGAGAAUCGGUUUCUCAGAUUCAAUACUGGACCGAUUUUUCCGUCCGUUUUUCGGCGGGAUUUUCUUCGACCCGGAUCUCAACACCACCUCCCGACUCUUCAAUUUCGUCUUCAAAUGCCUUGCCCUAGGAGACAACACCCUCCCGAGGAACGGCAUAUCCGCAAUUCCCGAACAAUUGGCGGCCAAACUGAACCCUAGCUCGAUCAGGCUAAACUCGAAGGUAGCCUCGAUCGAUUUGGACUCCAUCGUAAAAUUAGAAAGCGGAGAAAGUUUCAAGGGCGAUCACGGAGUGAUACUGGCCAUGGAAGAAUUCGAAGCCAAUAAAAUUUUGUCAGGAAUAAAAAUGAACACGGGCCGGGCCAAGGGCCCAAUCCGUAGCACGGUAUGCCUUUACUUCUCAAUGGAUUCCAAUAAGGUGCCAGUGAACGACCCGGUUUUGUUCCUAAACGGGUCGGGUCAUGGGAUCGUGAACAACAUGUUCUUCGCGACUAAUGUGACCCCCACUUACGCCCCGCCAGGUAAAGGCUUGGUGUCGAUUUCUCUAAUCGGGACUUAUGAUAGUGUGGAAGAUGGUGAGUUGGUUAGACGGGUUGUGGACGAGCUUUCGGGUUGGUUCGGGUCGGGUUUUGUCGGGUCGUGGAGGCACCUGACGACGUAUCGGGUCGGGUAUGCCCAGCCCAACCAGUGCCCGCCCACGGACCUAAUGAAGGAACCGAAAGCGGGUCGGAAUUUGUACCUGUGUGGGGAUUAUAUGACGAGCUCGACUUUCGAUGGGGCGUUGGUUUCGGGAAGGAGGGCCGCCGAAGCUCUGUUGAGAGAUCGGGUCGCGGUUAAGUUAUGA
Messenger RNA from Striga asiatica, 1455 nucleotides. The record is from the annotation of a GenBank genome assembly. Lineage: Eukaryota; Viridiplantae; Streptophyta; Magnoliopsida; Lamiales; Orobanchaceae.